GCGACACGACGCUACUCGGCUGCGCCUUCGGUGAGCUCUAUCAUGUGGUUGCCAGGCGUGUAUACACAUGUUCAACUUUUUACCCAUGACUAUAUAUCAUAUUAAAAACGGAGGGUUUGGGGUUAACACGUCACUCGUGUUAUUCUUAUGGAUUGAGAAGAGAAUCUAGUGAGGAGGAACAACGCUUGUGUGCGUUAGCUUAGCCCGCUAACGAGCUGCUAAUGGUCUGUAAGCAUUAGAGGACAUUUGUGUGAGAUAUAUAAUCAUGAAGGGACAAGUGAAAAAGAAAGUCUUCAAAAAGAAGAACAAUGAGCAACUGCGUAAGUACAUGGCGACGGUAAAAGAGUUCCUCCAAAAAAAUGAAGGUGGUGGACCAGGUAAAGAUGAUGAAGAUCAUGAUGAUGGUGGAGGAAGCGGCCAGGAGGACAACAAGUACAGUGUUAAGUUGGUCCAGAGGAAAAGUCGCAAAGAGAUGAGAAAAGAAAAGAGGAAAAUAAAAAAGGCUAAAAUGAAGUGCUACUAUGAGGGGAAUAAAGAGUUAUUACAGGAGGAGACAGCCACUGAACCCCCUAAAAAAAAGAAGAAAAAAGCCAAGGCUGCCCCACAGAGUUCAGACACCGACGGUACACAACCUCCAGAAGGCAAGAAGGGAAAGAACCACGACAAAAAGCUCGAAGAGGAGAGGAAGAGAGUUCUGCUGGAGGACAACGAGGCUGAGGAAAGAGAGAUCAAGAUGAUGGAGAAAUUUUUGGGCUACAACAAGAGGAAGAACAAGAACAAACUACCACAGUCCUUUGCCGAUGACGGGCUGGACUACGUCCUGGGGGUGAUUGGCUCUGGGGCAGGUGGGGGGGUCAUGUAUGACAGUGAGGAGGACGUAGAGCAGGCCAAGGAGAAGUUUGCCCAGCUUGAUCAGAGCGAGUCGGAGCUGUCCGAUGAUGAAGAGGGGAGUGAGAAGGAUGAGGCAGCAGGCAAUGAAGGUGGGGAAAACGAGGAAGGAGAUGAUCUGGAGUCUAUAGAUGAAGUCAUCGAGGAUGAUGAAAUUGAGGAAGAUGAUGAGGGCAUGGAUGAGGAGGAGGACGACGAUGAGGAAGAGGCGAUGGAAGAUGAGCAGAAGGAAAUGGAUGAAGCUCCAUCAGCCAAUGAGGGCGAAGUCAAGUCAGAAGAAAAAGGAGACACAGAGACUUCGUUGCUAAUUCCCCAGCCUGCUGCAGUGAAGUACAUCCCGCCUCACCUGCGCGUCCCGGGGGAUGAUAAACGCCGAGCGGAUCUGGAGACGCUGCGGAGGAGGGUGAAGGGGCUGCUGAACAGGCUGAGCGAGGCCAACAUGGCGUCCAUCCGUGCUCAGCUGGAGGAGAUGUACAUGAGCUCCAGCAGGAAGGACAUGAGUGACACGCUGACUGAGGUGGUGCUGGCCGCCUGCGUCACCCCCAGCCUCAUGCCUGACCGGCUGCUGCAGGAACACGUGCUGCUGCUCAGCCUGCUGCACCACUCCGUAGGCCUGGAGGUGGGCGCUCACUUCCUGGAGACAGUCGUGCGUCGGUUCGACGCCGAGUACCGUGGGCAGGGGGAGGGCAAGGAGACGGACAACCUGCUGGCCAUCAUCUCCCACCUCUACAACCUGCAGGUGGUCCACUCCCUCCUCAUCUUCGACAUCCUGAAGAGGCUGGUGGGGGCGUUCGGGGAGAGGGACAUCCAGCUGGUGCUGUUCGUCCUGAAGAACGUGGGCUUCUCCCUGCGCAAGGACGACGCCCUGGCCCUGAAGGAACUCAUCAACGAGGCCCAGAGGAAGGCCAGCCAGAUGGGGCCCACCGUCACAGACCACACCCGGGUGCGCUUCAUGCUAGAGACCAUGAUGGCGCUGAAGAACAACGACAUGAGGAAGAUCCCGGGCUACGACCCUGAGCCCCUGGAGAAGACCAAGAAACUACUGCGGACUCUGACCCAGGCUAGCCGUGGGGGAUCAGACCUGACGCUGCGUGUGUCUCUAGACAACAUCCUAGCUGCUGACCAGGUGGGCCGCUGGUGGAUCGUCGGAUCCUGCUGGUCGGGAGCGCCAAUGAUAGGCCACACCCCCAAACCUACCACCGCCCCUGGGGGACAGUUCAGUGCCAAGGUGCUGGAGCAGGCCAGGAAGCAGAGAAUGAACACGGACGUGAGGAGGAACAUCUUCUGUGUUGUGAUGACCAGCGAGGACUACCUGGAUGCCUAUGAGAAGCUGAUCAGGAUGGGUCUGAAGGACCAGCAGGAGCGGGAGAUCGUCCAUGUUCUGAUGGACUGCUGUCUGCAGGAGAAGACCUUCAACCCCUUCUACGCCGUGCUGGGAGAGAAGUUCUGUGGCCACGACCGUCGCUUCCAGAUGACCUUCCAGUUCGGUCUGUGGGACAAGUUCAAGGAGCUGCCCAGCUUCAGCAGCAGUGUGUUCUCCAACCUGGUGCAGCUGGUCACACGCCUCCUGCUCAGGAAGAGCCUCUCCCUCUCCGUCCUCAAGGUGAUAGAGUUUGGGGAGCUGGACAAAGUGCGGGUGCGGUUCCUCCGCCAGGUGUUGACUCGGUUGCUGAAGGAAGCCCAACCUGAGGAACUGACCGCCAUAUUCAGCAGGAUCUCGGGGGUUCCCAAGCUGGGCAUGCUACGCGAGGGGUUGAAGCUCUUCAUCAGCCACUUCCUGUUGAGUAAAGCAGAGUCCAAAGGGACAGCAGACGAAGCCCGACUCCUGCUGGAGCACGCUGACAUUGCCACCAAGGCCAUGGAGGCCAAAGACAAUAAGCUCAGACUCUAACCGCGACAAUGGAACCCUGAACACUCUGAACCAUACAGCUGAAACGGCUCCACCGCCUUUUAUUUUUACUUUGUUUGUGAUUUUUAUUUGAACUGGCAUAGCUGGUUUGGCUGGUUAGCUAUGAUUUUUGGUUUGGUUACAGUUCAUUGAUUUGUACAAAGUUAAUCGUGUAUGUUUCCGAAAAAGAGAAUUAAAUUCGGAAAUAUGAAAAUUUAAUUAAAACGGAAUUGAGUUUUAA
Messenger RNA from Gadus macrocephalus (Pacific cod), 3017 nucleotides. It is a transcript of the gene nom1, whose product is annotated as nucleolar protein with MIF4G domain 1. Gene Ontology annotation, cellular component: nucleolus. Gene Ontology annotation, molecular function: protein binding; RNA binding. The record is from RefSeq and is a predicted model, not a curated record. The transcript is spliced from 11 exons. Bases 266 to 2779 code for a protein of 837 amino acids. NCBI's taxonomy places the organism in Eukaryota, Metazoa, Chordata, Actinopteri, Gadiformes, Gadidae. Gene Ontology annotation, biological process: ribosomal small subunit biogenesis.